Molecule: messenger RNA, 1663 nt
Organism: Dermatophagoides farinae (American house dust mite)
Lineage: Eukaryota; Metazoa; Arthropoda; Arachnida; Sarcoptiformes; Pyroglyphidae
Source: RefSeq, a predicted model, not a curated record
UUUGUGUGUGUGUGUGGAGGGUUUUUUGAGUGCGUGUGACUGUUUUUUUUUAACAUUUGAAUGCUGAGUGAAAUGUCAGUGUUUGAUGAUGAUGAUGAUAAUAAUGAUAUGUUGGCCAUUUUUAUUCAUUCAUACAUCCAUUCGAUUCAAAGCCAUCAUCAUUAUCCACAAUGUUUGCUCGAACAAUAAUCGUUACAUCAUUGGGUCUAGUAUUGGUGGCCACUUUGGGCCAACAUUCAAAAUCAUCAUCUAAUCAUCAUAGUAGUCGAUUAAAACGACAACAAAAUCGUGAAUCAAUAAUAGCGGUGACAAAUCGAUCAAAACAAACAUCAACAACAUCGACAACAACAUUAUCAUCAAUUAUGGUUGAUGCAGCACCAGCUGAAAAAUAUGUUUGUGAUUCAUCUGAAGAUAAAUUAAUCACCGAUAUUUGGACAUUAAAUAACAUCAUCUAUGUGAAUAUCGUACAUUAUAAAGAUGAUUCAACGAAUUCAAUUGAUAAUAGAAUAUUUGAAUUUGAUACAACACGUCGUCGUUUCACGAAUGUAUUUCAUUUUCCUACAAUGUCACCAUUAUAUACAAAUGUUGAUGGUGCUGCUGGUGGUUUUGGAAAUAGUUUUCUUAAAGAUAUAAUGGGAAAAUCAUUGUCAAAAUCCAACCAGUUUGGUGGUAAUAAUACAUCAUCACAAACACCGUCGAUUUUGUAUUUUUCCACACGUAAUCAACUUCGUUAUGGUUGUCAACAAAAAUGGCUUUACAUACCGCCUACAAGUCAAUUUUGUCGUUUUCAUCCAAUCGUUAAUUACUUGUUUCGGGUUGUGGCCAUUAUUGAUCCAUCGCCAACACAAUCGAAUCUUGCAUCAAAUAUUGAUGUUUAUCGUAUGAUCAACAUACGUUCGGAUGAUUUUUCAAUGUCCAUUAUACGGCCAGUGUUUAGUUCAGUCCGUAAUGAUCAUAAACGUGAUGUAUUGGAUCAAUAUAUCCAGAAUAGUAUAUUGACAUUAAAACUUCAUCAUCAGAAUCAACUUCAAUCUUUAGCACCAGAAUCAUUAUUGGAUCAUCAUAAUGUACGGUUUUUAUUCUCGAAUGGUCUUGGAUUGUUCAUAGCAUGGUAUCCAUCCACAAUGGCUACAUUUGAAUCAGAACUAUCAAUGAAUUGUGCCAUAAUGAUACCGAUAAAAAAUAAACCAUACAUCCAACUUUGUACACAACGUUAUAAUUUUGUUACAUUUGUUGAAUUGAAUGAAACAUUGUAUGCAGUGGUGGCUGAUAAUCAAGUAAUCAGCAUUGAAUUGGAAUACAUUCGAAAACAAUAUCGUAUUAUGAAUAAUUUGGUCAUUAAUAUUGAUCAAUGGAAAACGGAAAAUUUUUUUCAAUUAUUUUUCCAUUGUAAAUUUGCACCAUCAUCAAAACGUUUAUCGUUACAAUUUUAUCGUAAAAAUAAAACUGGUAUUGAAAGGCAGAAUAAUAAUAUGAUGAUGAUGAUGAUGGUGUUAUGACCACCGAAGACAAAGAUCAAAAGAUAAUGGAUAAAACUAUGGCGGACAUUCAACAUUUACAAUCCAAUGUUGAUGAUGACGAAGAUUCAAAUGUUCAUGAUGUUGAUGAAGAUCCAAUACUUGAUUAUAGACGAUGAUUUUUUUUGGUUUUAUCUACUUAUUUA